Messenger RNA from Lontra canadensis (Northern American river otter), 1928 nucleotides. RefSeq names its product membrane palmitoylated protein 6 (gene PALS2). Gene Ontology annotation, molecular function: protein binding. Bases 222 to 1886 code for a protein of 554 amino acids. Lineage: Eukaryota; Metazoa; Chordata; Mammalia; Carnivora; Mustelidae. Gene Ontology annotation, cellular component: plasma membrane; cell-cell junction. The record is from RefSeq and is a predicted model, not a curated record. The transcript has 13 exons.
GGCGGCGCCGGCGACCGGAGCCGGGGCGGAGUGGGGAGCGAGGGAGGGGGGCGGAGGGAAGGGGGCGGAGAGGAGAGAGAGCCACAUUUCCAAUUCGGAACUACGAGCCCCGAGUUUGUAGAUGGGGCUGCUCGGCGGCGCCUGCGGCUGAGCGAGAGCAGCAGCGGCGGGCGCAGGGGAGCGGUGGCGGCGCGGAGGCGGCCGAGGUGCGAGCCGCAGCAAUGCAGCAAGUGUUGGAUAACCUUACGGAGCUGCCCUCAUCUACAGGAGCAGAAGAAAUAGACCUAAUUUUCCUCAAGGGGAUUAUGGAGAAUCCUAUUGUAAAAUCACUUGCUAAGGCUCAUGAGAGGCUAGAAGACUCAAAACUAGAAGCUGUCAGUGAUAAUAACUUAGAAUUAGUCAAUGAAAUUCUUGAAGAUAUCAGUCCCUUAAUAAAUGUGGAUGAAAAUGUGGCAGAGCUGGUUGGAAUCCUCAAAGAGCCUCACUUCCAGUCACUCUUGGAGGCCCAUGAUAUUGUGGCAUCAAAAUGUUAUGAUUCACCUCCGUCAAGCCCAGAAAUGAAUAAUUCUUCUAUCAAUAAUCAGUUAUUACCGGUAGAUGCCAUUCGUAUUCUUGGUAUUCACAAAAGAGCUGGGGAGCCAUUGGGUGUAACGUUUAGGGUUGAAAAUAAUGAUCUGGUAAUCGCCCGAAUCCUUCACGGAGGAAUGAUAGAUCGACAAGGUCUACUUCAUGUGGGAGAUAUCAUUAAAGAAGUCAAUGGUCAUGAAGUUGGAAACAAUCCAAAGGAAUUACAAGAAUUAUUGAAAAAUAUUAGUGGAAGUGUCACCCUAAAAAUUUUACCAAGUUAUAGAGAUACCAUAACCCCUCAACAGAGUUGCAUCAAUAUGGAGAGGCAUCCAGCACACGUCCGUCAGGUAUUUGUGAAAUGUCAUUUUGAUUAUAAUCCAUACAAUGAUAAUCUGAUACCCUGCAAAGAAGCAGGAUUGAAGUUUUCGAAAGGAGAAAUUCUUCAAAUUGUAAACAGAGAAGAUCCAAACUGGUGGCAGGCUAGCCAUGUAAAAGAGGGAGGAAGCGCUGGUCUCAUUCCAAGCCAGUUCCUGGAAGAGAAGAGAAAGGCAUUUGUGAGAAGAGACUGGGACAAUUCAGGACCUUUUUGUGGGACCAUAAGUAGCAAAAAAAAGAAGAAGAUGAUGUAUCUCACAACCAGAAAUGCAGAAUUUGAUCGUCAUGAAAUCCAGAUAUAUGAGGAAGUAGCCAAAAUGCCUCCUUUCCAGAGAAAGACAUUAGUAUUGAUAGGAGCCCAAGGUGUGGGACGAAGAAGCUUGAAAAACAGGUUCAUAGUGUUGAAUCCCACUAGAUUUGGAACCACAGUGCCAUUUACUUCACGGAAACCAAGGGAAGAUGAAAAAGAUGGUCAGGCAUAUAAAUUUGUGUCACGGUCUGAGAUGGAAGCAGAUAUCAAAGCUGGAAAAUAUUUGGAACAUGGGGAAUAUGAAGGAAAUCUCUAUGGAACCAAAAUUGAUUCUAUUCUUGAAGUUGUCCAAACUGGACGAACUUGUAUUUUGGAUGUCAACCCACAAGCCCUGAAAGUGCUGAGGACAUCCGAGUUCAUGCCCUAUGUUGUAUUUAUUGCUGCUCCAGAACUAGAGACAUUACGUGCCAUGCACAAGGCAGUGGUGGAUGCUGGUAUCACUACUAAGCUUUUGACGGACUCUGACUUAAAGAAAACAGUGGACGAAAGUGCACGGAUUCAAAGAGCAUACAACCACUAUUUUGAUUUGAUCAUCGUAAACGACAAUCUAGACAAAGCCUUUGAGAAACUACAGACUGCCAUAGAGAAGCUGAGAAUGGAGCCACAGUGGGUCCCAAUCAGCUGGGUUUACUGAUGAUUCAAUAAGGUUCAUAAUGGAAAUAAAACUUUUUAAAAA